Molecule: messenger RNA, 5937 nt
Organism: Ictalurus furcatus (blue catfish)
Lineage: Eukaryota; Metazoa; Chordata; Actinopteri; Siluriformes; Ictaluridae
Exons: 16
Coding region: 80-1966 (628 amino acids)
Biological process (GO): protein autophosphorylation; negative regulation of apoptotic process; regulation of mitotic cell cycle
Cellular component (GO): cytoplasm
Molecular function (GO): protein serine/threonine kinase activity; ATP binding
Source: RefSeq, a predicted model, not a curated record
UCUGCUCAUUUUCUAAUAUCGGUAUGUCGGUAUGUCGACUAUCCUUGUGCCGAGCAGAAUUUUCAGAAAGUGACUGAAAAUGACUACUGUAAAGACUACCGUCGAAUGUAUAGUGUUUCCUGAAGCAGAACCUGAAGUUUCAGGUUCAGACAGUUCAGGGACAGACAGUGGGGAUUAUUCUGUACUGUCUGAAGAGGGGCCUGUUUUUCCUGGCCCUCUUAUGAGCAAUGAGAUGCCGAAGGAGGACCUGAUAGGGUUUAUCCAGGCCCAAGCACACUACUGUUAUGAAAAAAUUGAUGAACGCGACCAAGUGGAGGCCUAUUUCUUCUGGCAGAUAAUGGAAUUGUUCUGCUGUGAAAACGGAAACGUGAUGAUGUGUGAAGUCGCUACAAUCAUCUUCCAGGUCUACAGCUGGCUUAGGAAGAAACGACCAAAAUGCAAAGGUGGUAACAGAUGGAAGGAAUGGUGUCUUCCUCUGGCAGAACUUUUGUCCUCCUCUGCACCAGAUGAUGAGCACAGAGAGGCUCUGAUUAAGAUGGGAGAUGAUCUUGCCUCCAGAAGAUGGACCUACGCAGCACAUCUCUGCUACGUUGUGGCAAAAGUGGAGCUGGGGUCACGUAGUCAGUUUGAACUGAUCGGAUGUGACAGCAGCAUGCCAUUUGGCCUGAAAGUCCUGUUUAAAGCCACUGUGAGAACCGAGACAUAUGAAUACGUGCUGUCGCUGACCUCAGGGCUGGCCCAGCCAAGCUUCCAGAGCUGGAAGUUGUGUCAGGCCAGCAGGCUGGCCAUUGAUGAUUUUACUGAUCAAGCCUUUAAAUACUGUGAGACCAUCGCUAGGGCAACCUUCACUUUCCCCGACAGAAUCAAAAGGAGCUUUGUUGAACGGCUUAUUUUGCUGUCUUGCAAACUAGAUGAGAAGACAGAAGAACCUGAGUGGCUGGUAGAGCUCCGGCAGCUGCACAGAACUAAAUUAGAAAAUGCUUAUGGUGACCCAGAGCAGCACAUGGCAUCUACCAGCCAUGACGUGGUUUCUGAGAUUCAGGACUCAGAAUGUUCCCUGAGGACAGGCGAGAUCCCCGCUUUCCAGUCCCCUGAUCUGGAGCAGCACACUGACCAAGAGGCUCUGUUUCAAUCGCGGUACACCUUGGGAAAGCUGCUGGGGCAGGGAGGCUUCGGCUUUGUCUAUGAAGGAGUCCGGACUGAAGAUGGGAAAGAGGUUGCCAUUAAAUUUAUUCAGAAGGACAAGAACGAAACCAUAGCCAUUCCUGGAGAGACACAGGAGCUGCCUGUAGAGGUGGCGCUAAUGAAGAUGGUGUCCAGGCCACCUCGCUGUAGCAAUGUGGUGGAGCUUUUGGAGUGGUUUGACCUAGCCAAUGAGUGCAUCAUGGUCCUGGAAUGGCCCAGCCCCUGUAUGGACCUCUUUAAUUUCACUAAACUUCAGGACGGCCGCCUGUCUGAAGCACAGGCUCGAGAUGUCAUUCUGCAGGUGAUUCGUGCGGCUCGUCACUGCUGUGACCGUGGAGUGUUACACCGUGACAUCAAGGAACAGAAUCUUCUCAUCAACACCGAUACCUUGGAAGUCAAACUGAUCGAUUUUGGCUGUGGAGAUCUGCUGAAGGACACCCCCUACGGAGAAUAUGCAGGCACUCUGUUCCUUGUACCUCCUGAGUGGGUGAUGGAUGCAGAGUACAUGGGCAUUCCUGCUACUAUCUGGGGUCUGGGCAUAUUCUUGUUCAUCUUGCUCUGUGGAGACUGCCCCUUUGACUUAGAUGAGGACAUUUUUGAUGCACAGCUGGAAUUAUGUCCUGACAUGUCUCCAGAGUGCUUUGAUCUGAUAAUGUGGUGCCUGGAGUUCAACCCUGAAAUGCGGCCGUCUUUCGACGACUUGGUCAGGCACGAGUGGUUUACGGAGGCAGUUCAGGACAAAAUCCAGAUUCCUCCUGAAACCAAAGAUCGUGUACAGUAACUGCUGCCUGACACACACACACACAUGCACCCACAAUUAUAUAUGUAAAAAAAUUAUUCAGUAUUUAAACCUUAAGAAAUGGUUAUAACUGAUAGUUCAUAUUAACAAAUUAUUUAUUAGCGACGUCUGCUGCAAAUCUCAACAGCAUAUACAAAGCUUUUCCAUAUACAAAUAUAGAAAAAAUUUAUACAACAAAUAUGCAGAAUAAACAAAAAAUAUACACAACAAAUAUAUAGAAUAGACAAACUAUAUAUGCAACAAAUAUACGGAAUAGACAAAAAAUAUAUACAACAAAUAUACAUAAUUGACAAAAAAUAUAUACAACAAAUAUACAGAAUAGACACAAACCAUAUACAACAAAUAUACAGCGUAUACAAAUACACAGCACUGGUUAAGCUUCACACAACAGAUACCACUCGUAUCGUUUUAAGGGCAGCAUAACACACUCGGAGGAAAGUGCUAGUGUCAUCAUAGCGAUUAGAAUAAUAAUAAUAAUAAACUUUAUUUUAUAAAGGGCAUUUAAAAGCUGCUUCUCAAAGUGCUGUACACAAAAUAAGCAGUACACAGAAAAAUAAAACUUAUAAACGUUAAUAAGAAUAACAACUUUAAUAAUAAUAAAAGUAGCCAUCGGCAGUCAAAUACAAGUUUUAAAAAGUGUGUCUUAAGUUGAGCUUUAAAAAUGCCAAAGGUCUGAGCUUCCCUGAAUUCAGGAAGAAGAGAGUUCCAAAGUGAAGGAGCAUAGACAGAAAAAGCCCUGUCACCCAUAGAUUUUAAGCCUGUUUGUGGAAUAGUUAACAGAUUACACUGUGAGGAGCGCAGUCUACGAUUUGGGGUGUAAGGGAUUAAUAAACCAGAUAAGUAAUGAGGAGCCCAGCCAUGUAAUGCCUUAUAUGUCAACAUCUUACCUGAUCUUAAAAUCGACAUGGAACCUGACCGGGAGCCAGUGCAAGGACUCCAAAAUAGGAGUAAUAUGUUCAUAUUUCCUGGUCCUAGUCAGGAUACUGGCGGCAGAGUUUUGUACAUAUUGUAUUUUGUUGAUUGUGGAUUUAGAAACUCCGGCUAAAACGGCAUUACAGUAAUCCAACCGAGUGACAACAAAAGAGUUUAUCAGCUUUUCAGCCACAUAGAAGUUUAGCAUAGGGCGCAGUCUAGCUAUAUUUCUGAGGUGAAAAAAGGAUGCUUUAACAGUGCUCUGGACAAAAAAAAUCAAAUGUAAGGCUGGUAUUGAAAAUUACUCCAAGGUUCAUCAUUUUGAGUCUCUAGAACAGAGCCAUCAACAAACAGAGACAGUGGACCAGCAUUGAGAAUUUGAUAUUGGGAACCGAUAAGCAUAAUUUCAGUUUUCCCUCUAUUUAGGCACAGAAAGUUAUUAUUCAUCCAUGCUUUUAUCUCAGAAAUACAGUCAGAAAGAAAACAAACAAAGGUUUUCACCAGAUUUUGAGUGAAUGAAGAUUUGGGUAUCGUCAGCAUAAAAGUGAUAAUGGAGGCCGAGCGAUCGCAGCAGAUGCCCAAGGGGAGACAGAUAAAUAUUGAAGAGUAGAGGGCCUAAAACUGAACUUUGAGGAACACCAGUGAGCACAGAGCUAGUGUCAGACUUGUAACCACUCAUAGAAAUAAACAGGGAACAGUCAGUAAAAUAGGAUUUAAACCAGUUUAAAACUGUUCCAGACACACCAAAAACACUUUCAAGGUUAAGUAAAAGACCAUGAUCCACAGCUUCAAAAGCAGCUCUAAGAUCAAGAAGAAUAAGAAUGGAAGUAGCUCCAGAAUCAGAGGCCAUCAACAAGUCAUUGGUAACUUUGACCAACGCCGUUUCAGUACUGUGAAAUUUUACGAAAACCUGACUGAAGGGAUUCAAAGAGGUUAUUAAUUGUCAUAUGAUUACACAAUUGAGAGGCAACAACACGCUCAAGCAUUUUUUGCCAAAACGGAAUGAAACGAGCCAUUUGCUACAUUUUGAUUGUUUACAAUAGCCUGAGAGAAGUAAGAUGAUCUUUCAGUCUCCAUUAAUGCGCUGUAAUCACCCAGAAGAUCCAUCCACGCUUGAUAGUAGAUAUUCAAGCUGGUAAGGCGCCAUUUGCGCUCCAUUUUCCGACAAGCAGCCUUUCUAGAGCGCAAAAUGUCAUUAUACCAGGGAGCAGUGCAGGCGAAUGUGACCUUUGGGGAGCAAAAGAGUCUAGGUUAGUAGCAAGAACAAAAUUUAAGUGCAGAACUUUCUCCUCCAGCGAUGAGGGAUGCAGAUCGUUUAAGGUGGAAACAACAGAAUUGGAGAAAACUGUCUGAUCAAUAGAUUUCCACUUCCGGAAGGUUACUGUUUGGAUAGUAGGCUCACUUGGAUGAUACAGUUCCAGGUUAAAAAAGACAGCUGAAUGGUCUGACAGUCCAACGUCAACAGAUGAAAACUGCGAUACAAACGAGCCGUUUGCAAUCACAAGAUCCAGGGUAUGGCCCUUGUUAUGAGUCGGGUCACUUACAAACUGUGUGAAGGUAAAACAAUCAAGUAAAGACAGAAAUUCCUUAGCCGCCACAGAGUCACUCCGGUCAUUCAAGUCUCCCACAAUUAGAAUUCUGUCAAACUUCAUUCUCAAUGUUGACAGGAAGUCAGCAAACUCUGACAUAGAAGCAGCCUGCAUCUUAGCCUUAGGUGGUUUAUAGACUGUAGCAAUGAUGGUAGAUAUAGGAGCAGAAAUACUCAAGACCAGGCAUUCAAAUGAUGAAAACUGGGGAACGGACACAGAGCUUAUGUUGAACUUCAGGUUGUAAACUACAAUAAUGCCUCUGCCAAAUAGCCUCGGGAGGUCAAAUACUCCAAAGCCCGCUGGAGUGAUCUGGAUAAACAGGAGUCCAUUUUCUUUAUACCAGGUUUCGGUUAAAAACAACAAGUCCAGCUUUUUAUCUAUAAGGAAAUCUGAUAAAAGCAGCGCCUUGUUAUUCACGGGCCGUGUAUUGAAUAAUGCGGCAUAGGCCAGGCGCUCAAGCGGAGACGACAGUGGUUUAAUCUCCACACGGGGAACCUAUAUUAAAUUACUGUGAUCAACACUAGUAUGGAGCAGUUUGUUGGUCUUACGUCGACAGGUAGGGACAAAGAUGUUAGGAGAGGAUGAGACAGCAAAACUGGGCCUCAAACCCCGAUGGAUAUAUGGUUUAGGACAUAGCAAUCCAGCGUCUCAACAGAGUUUGUAAGAGUCUUUGGCUAGACAAUAAGAGCUCUGCUUUAAAUUCAGAAGCUGGCGUGUAGUGUACCUUAAGGCCAUGGUCAUUGAGUGCACACCCACAAGGCCAAGGCGUUGAUACUCCGAAGCGCCCUGCGAGCACAAAGACGUACAAUCCUCACACGCAGUCGGACCGAGGCUUUGAUUCCCCGUUGCACGCUGCAAGUUAUUCCAGGUGGAACACAGAAAUAAAAACAACAAUCCAAAGUACAUAAAAUGACAUCACCACAUCGCAACCGUAGGGGCACUGAAAACAAUAUAACUUAAUUAAAUAAACAAACAAAAACAAACAAAACGGUGACAGGAGUGGCAGCAAAACACGCCAGCGUACCCUGGCAACCGGAACCGGAAGCCAACAAACUGGAAAAAUGUGGAAAAAUCUUCAAGUUGUAAAGUUUGAGUUGGAAUAGUUUACAAGGGUGCGAGUUUAAUCCUUGUGAGGGAAAUUACUCAUGUUUACUUUGUAAUAAGUUUGUUCUUGUUCUGUUUCAUUCUCAUGUGAGGAUAACGCCAAAGAAGGCUAUGUCAUGGAAGGCCAUGUCAAGGUUUGUCUAAACAUCUUCCAAGAUCCUAAAACAAAGCCUGUUUGAACUGCCUGAAACUGCUUCUUAUCGGUACACAGAAUUAUGUCAUGCUCUGCGUUUCAUAUAUAUAGUAGUGGUUUAGUACAAGGGCUUCCGAGCGCUCUCAUUAUUCUAGUACGCUUUAUUCUAUCCUGUAUUAACCAUCUUUCUGUAAUAAACCUUUUUACCUUCAGAG